GUUAACCUUCCAAUAGCCACGCGCCACACGCGCACAUGUCUCCCUUCUAACAAGCAAAGCAAAAUCACAAAAGAUUCCUACACAUUCAAACAUACAUUUCUAUAAAUAUAAAUCAUAUAAAUAUCUCCUCAAGCUUUUGAGAUAUAUAGAGAGACAGACACUAACAAAGAAAGAAGAAUGUUCUUUUUCUUGAAAUCUUUGUCAAGAUCGGUUCAUGAUGAUAUUGAAGAACACCACCAUCAAGAACAAGAUCAGACGUCCAAGAUCGUUACUGAUGGGACAUGUACGUCAUUAACAGUGUGGAGAAAAUCACUUUUAGUUAAUUGCAAUGGAUUUACAGUUAUUAAUUCUAAUGGAGAUUUAGUUUAUCGUGUCGAUAAUUAUAUUGUUCGUCCUCACGAGCUUGUUCUUAUGGAUGCCUCAGGAAAAUCUAUUCUCACAAUGCAUCGUAAGAAGAAGCUUGGAUUGGGAGAUAGUUGGCUUGUCUAUGAAGGAGAAGUGGGUAAAUGUUGUUCAACAACAAGAAUAUCAAAGAAGCCAAUUUGGAGUGUAAAGAAGCACAGUAACAUUCUACAAGCAAGUAAGAACAAUAAUAAUAAUAAUGUGCUUGCAUAUGUAUUUAGAGGAACUGCAGAGAAAAGAUAUUCAUAUGUAAUUGAAGGUUCUUAUACACAGAGAUCAUGUAAAGUGGUAGAUGAAUCAAGAACUACGGUGGCAGAGAUCAAACGGAAAGAAGCAAUAGUUCGAGGAGUUUCUUUUGGAGUAGAGGUUUUUGUUUUGGUUGUACAUGGAGGGUUUGAUCCUGGAUUUGCUAUGGCUCUGGUUUUGUUGUUAGAUCAAAUGUUUUCCUAGAUUUUUUUUUUUUUUUAAUUAAGUUAUAUGUACAGUUCUUCUUUUUCUUUAAUUCUUUUUUUCAGAUUAAGUAGAAACUGUAUGUUUGUUAUGUUUUAGAGAUAAAGAGGGGAAUUAGUUAGAAAAAAUAAAAAAAGAAAUGAGGAAAUGCUUGUUUGAUAGAAAAAAGAAAAAAGAAAAGGAGAAGAAUGCAUCGAGUUGUCAGUUAAAGAAAGCAUUCAGUUGUUCUAAAUUCCAGGAAUUUAAUUUUUGUUGGUCAAAAAGGAAAAGUUGAAAAACAAAGGAACAAUGUAACUUUUCAAAGCUGCAAUAGUUAGGCCCUUUUGAUA
Jatropha curcas is the source of this 1181-nucleotide messenger RNA. Its product is annotated as LURP-one-like protein (DUF567). The record is from RefSeq and is a predicted model, not a curated record. NCBI's taxonomy places the organism in Eukaryota, Viridiplantae, Streptophyta, Magnoliopsida, Malpighiales, Euphorbiaceae.